UUUGUUCAAAUUUUCAACAUGUGGAUCCCACCUACCAAGUGCAUCACAACCUGUGUCCAACGUUCAUAAAGCUAUUCAAUUUCAACCCAUGCUCGAGUAAUUUACGCUCAUUUCCAUCCCAAAGUUACUCCCCUUUUCACCACCCUCCAAACCAUACUUUCUUUCUUUCUUUCUUUCUUUGCUUUCUCUGCUUAAUUUUCUAACUUGUCAAUCAUGCAUCAUCUUCUAACACCAUUCACAAUCUUCAAACUCAUUCUACUAACUCUCCAUCUACAACUACUACAAGCCAUUCCCAUUCACACACUCUCACCCUGCAAAACCUCAUGUGGCACCAUUCCCAUAAACUACCCAUUCUCUUUAGAAGAUGGUUGUGGAGCACCACAGUUCAGAAACAUGUUCAACUGCACAACCACUGAGUUAUUCUUUCAAACUCCUUCUGGUUCUUACAAAGUUCAAUCCAUUGACUACAACAAAAAAUCCAUGGUACUCUACGACCCAUCAAUGUCCACAUGCUCCAUUCUUCAACCUCAUCAUGAUUUUCUCAUGACAGAUAUUCAAUCUGCUAUUAUCCCUCCAUCACAGGACACUGUUUUUGUUCUGUUAAAUUGCUCUAUAGAUUCUCCUGUUCUUAACCAUUACAAAUACCUUUGCUUCAACUUUGAAGGACACACUUGUGAUGAACUUUAUGGUGGCUGCAAUGCUUUUAGGGUAUUUCAUUUGAUGACAAAUAGCUCACCACCCUGUUGUUUCACAAGUUAUAAUACUAUGAAGUUUAUGAGUAUGAACAUUUUGGAUUGUACACAUUAUACUAGUGUGUUUAAUAGUGAUAAAUUGAGAGGUGUUGGUCCUUUGGAUUGGGUUUAUGGGAUUAAACUUUCUUUUAGUGUGCCUGAUACUGGAUGUGAAAGUUGUGGACAAUCUGGUGGGAUUUGUGGGUUUGAUACUGAAACUGAAGCUCUUCUUUGUCUCUGCUCAAGUUUCACUAAUUCAACAAGGGGAUGUGCUGCUGGAACUGGAAGCAUGAUAUCAGAAGGAGUGUACAAUGCUCCUUGGACAAGGCACCAAGUGGUUUUGCUUGUUGUAGUUUUCCUUCACAUGGUGAUAGGGCUACUUUGAGAUCAAUUUUAAGUUUAGUUGUGCUCCACUCCUUUUGUUGGAGGGCAAUGAAGAGAGCUCGUGUAGUUGUAGGUUUUGUGAAUUGAGACUAUUGGACACCGUACCUCUCUAGUGAUAUAAAGUAGCUAGUUCUGUUUUUACAUGUUCACAAUGAGCAUGAUGACAAAUGGACUAAUGUAAUCGUUCAACUAUUACUACAUUUUAGUUUAACAUAACAGAGAAUGACAAUCAUAAUUAUGUUAUAUUGCCGUUCAAGCCAAUUGUUCGAUUUUAUCUCUAUAACAGACUUA
Medicago truncatula (barrel medic) is the source of this 1406-nucleotide messenger RNA. RefSeq lists its product as uncharacterized. Gene Ontology annotation, molecular function: polysaccharide binding. NCBI's taxonomy places the organism in Eukaryota, Viridiplantae, Streptophyta, Magnoliopsida, Fabales, Fabaceae. The record is from RefSeq and is a predicted model, not a curated record. The coding region runs from base 214 to 1116 and encodes 300 amino acids. The transcript is spliced from 2 exons.